Molecule: messenger RNA, 2286 nt
Organism: Lathyrus sativus (Indian pea)
Lineage: Eukaryota; Viridiplantae; Streptophyta; Magnoliopsida; Fabales; Fabaceae
Source: the annotation of a GenBank genome assembly
AUGGGAUACGGUGAAAAAGGAAGACCCUUCAAAAAGCCAAAAGCCUCAUCUAAAUUCGAAGAUUCAAGAAAAGGAUUCGCAGAGGAUGACGAUGAGGAUGAUGCAUACGACGAAGACGAAGGAAGAACAAAGGAUUUUAGCAAAUUAGAGUUGAAACUGGAUCAUACCAAUCGUCCUCUUUGGGCUUGUGAUAAUGGCCGAAUAUUUCUCGAAACUUUCUCUCCUUUGUACAAGCAAGCUUAUGAUUUUCUCAUUGCCAUCGCCGAGCCUGUUUGCAGGCCCGAGUCUAUGCACGAAUACAAUCUUACUCCGCACUCGCUGUAUGCUGCGGUUUCGGUUGGUUUAGAGACUGAAACAAUUAUAUCGGUUUUGAACAAGUUGUCAAAGACCAAGCUUCCUAAAGAGAUGAUUAAAUUUAUCCAUGAUUCUACUGCGAAUUAUGGGAAAGUGAAACUUGUUCUUAAGAAAAAUCGUUACUUUGUGGAAUCUCCAUUUCCAGAGGUAUUAAAGACACUGCUCAGGGAUGAUGCUAUAUGUCGAGCCAGGAUCAUUUCUGAGGCUUCACAUGGAGAUAGAUUUACAAUCAGCAAAGCAGCAGGUGAAAUUGAAGGCACUCAUGAUGAGUUGCUAAAUGAAGUAGAAGUAGCAGCUGCUGCAGAAGAGAAAGAAACUCAUGCAUUCGAAGUUGAUCCUGCUCAGGUUGAAAAUGUAAAGCAACGUUGCUUGCCGAAUGCCUUAAAUUAUCCUAUGUUGGAGGAGUAUGACUUCAAAAAUGAUACAGUGAACCCAGACCUUGACAUGGAACUAAAGCCUCAGGCACAACCACGACCAUAUCAAGAGAAGAGCCUUAGUAAAAUGUUUGGAAAUGGUAGAGCAAGAUCUGGUAUCAUAGUUCUACCCUGCGGUGCUGGUAAGUCCCUAGUUGGUGUUUCAGCAGCUUGCCGGAUAAAAAAGAGCUGUCUUUGUUUGGCAACAAAUGCUGUCUCUGUGGAUCAGUGGGCUUUUCAGUUUAAACUAUGGUCAUCUAUUCGAGAAGAACAAAUAUGUCGUUUCACAUCUGAUAGCAAAGAGAGAUUCCGUGGUAAUGCUGGAGUUGUUGUGACAACGUAUAAUAUGGUUGCUUUUGGGGGUAAACGGUCUGAAGAAUCAGAAAAGAUCAUUGAAGAAAUAAGAAACAGAGAAUGGGGAUUGCUGCUUAUGGACGAGGUACAUGUGGUUCCUGCCCAUAUGUUUCGAAAAGUCAUCAGUAUCACUAAAUCUCACUGCAAACUUGGGCUCACAGCCACACUUGUGAGAGAGGACGAGCGAAUUACAGAUCUGAACUUCCUAAUUGGUCCCAAACUGUAUGAGGCAAAUUGGUUAGAUCUUGUAAAAGGUGGAUUUAUUGCAAAUGUACAGUGUGCUGAAGUAUGGUGUCCAAUGACAAAAGAGUUUUUUACCGAGUAUCUAAAGAAAGAGAACUCCAAGAAGAGACAGGCCCUUUAUGUGAUGAACCCAAAUAAAUUCCGAGCAUGUGAGUUUCUCAUAAAUUACCAUGAAAGGGCACGCGGUGAUAAAAUUAUAGUGUUUGCUGAUAAUCUUUUUGCUCUUACUGAGUAUGCCAUGAAACUCCGCAAACCAAUGAUAUAUGGUGCUACAAGCCAUGUUGAGCGGACAAAAAUUCUACAUGCAUUUAAAACUAGCAAAGACGUAAAUACGGUUUUUCUUUCCAAGGUUGGUGACAACUCGAUCGAUAUUCCUGAAGCAAAUGUUAUAAUUCAGAUCUCUUCACAUGCUGGUUCAAGGCGUCAAGAAGCUCAACGUCUUGGUCGUAUUCUUAGGGCAAAAGGAAAGCUUCAGGAUAGGAUGGCAGGUGGCAAAGAGGAGUAUAAUGCAUUUUUUUAUUCCCUUGUGUCGACAGAUACCCAGGAGAUGUAUUACUCAACUAAGAGGCAGCAAUUUUUAAUUGAUCAGGGUUACAGCUUUAAGGUAAUUACAAGCUUGCCUCCAUCUGAUGAAGGAUCUCGCUUGAGCUAUCAUCAUCUUGAGGAUCAAUUGGCACUUCUUGGAAAGGUAUUGAAUGCUGGUGAUGAUGCAGUUGGGUUAGAGCAACUAGAAGAAGAUUCUGAUGAACUAGCUCUUAAGAGUGCCCGUCGUUCUCAAGGAUCGAUGAGUGCAAUGUCAGGUGCCAAAGGGAUGGUUUAUAUGGAGUACAGUAAUGGGCGUAAAGGCCAAAUGAUCAAGAGCAAGCCGAAAGAUCCAGCAAAGAGACACUUCUUAUUUAAACGGCGAUAUGGCCCAACCUAA